AUGAUCCUCCAGAGCGACUACUUUGGAGUGGAGAGGACUUCCCAGGUCCGGGCCAUGCCCAGAUCAGGAGCUCCAGAGCAAUCGAGAUCGCUACUCAUGACAGUGUGCCGGCAGAAGCUGGAGAUUCCCAAAUCGGAGGACGCGAUGGAGCACUCGGCCAAAUUUGCCGCGCGAGACAAGCCUCGCAAGCUCCGGGAUCAGCAUUCUUGCAGCUCGACCACCAUCGGCAGCGCCGGCGGCCUCGAUUCCUUGCGAUGCGACGUCCGGAUGCUGGAAGAUCGAUCAAACCCAUCGUCUUUGGAUGUGGAGGCGUGUGGAGUGCUGCUGAGAAGGUGCGCUCUCCACAGGGCUCUCGAGGAGGGCAAGCGCCUCCACCGGCAAAUCGUCGCGAGCCGCGAGAGUGGCAACACUUUCCUCGUGAAUCUCGUCGUGCUCAUGUAUGGCAGCUGCGGUAGGAUCCACGACGCACUCCAGGCCUUCCACUCGAUCGAUCCUCGCAAUGCCCACUCGUGGAACAUCAUGAUUGCAGCAUUUGCCCAGAAUGGGCAUCCGCGCGAGGCGCUGGAUCUCUACUGGAAGAUGGACCCGGGGCUGAGUCGAUCGAGCGUGAGCUACUGUGCGGCGCUGGGGCUGUGCGCCAAGCUGGGCGCCAUCGCCGACGGGAGGAAGAUCCACGAGAGCGUGCGAGGGACGGUGUUUGAGAGCUAUGGCGGCGCUGGAAGCGUGGGGAUCGCGCUCGUCAACAUGUAUGGGAAGUGCGCGUGCCCGGAAGAGGCCAGGAUUGUCUUCGACAAGCUCCGCCACCGAUCAAACGUCUGCUGGAACGCGAUGAUCUCAGCCUACGCGCAGAACCAGCGGGGAUCCCAAGCGAUCGAUCUCUUCCGGCGUAUGGAUCACGAGGGGAUGGACUUCACCGCCAUCACCUUUGUUAGCGUCAUCGAUGCCUGCGCGAAGGAGAAGCUCUCCGCAAGCCGCGAGCUCCUGGCGCGGCAGAUCCACGCUCGCGCUGCGCAGCGCGGUCUCCUUCCUGGCGACGUGAUCGUCGGCAGUGCGCUCGUCAACAUGUAUGGCAAGUGGGGGAUGAUCCGCGACGCGCAAGCGCUCUUCGACUUGAUGGAGCGGAGGAACUGCUUCACCUGGUCGGGGAUGAUCGCGGCCUACGCGCAGAUCGGCCAGCCCCGGCGCGCGCUGGAGCUCUUUCGAUCCAUGGACGUGAGACCCAACAACGUGACGCUCAUCAGCGUGCUAGACGCAUGCACGCAGCUGGGCGACGCUGCCACUGCCAGGAUCGUCCGCGAGCUCUUCGAUCGAUCACGAGAAGAGGGCAUCGAUCGGGAUGGUACCGGCGCCAUCACUCUCGGCAACGCGCUCAUCAACUUCUACGCCAAGGUUGGCGACUGGGAGCUCGCGCGCGAGAUCUUCGAGAGGAUGCCGCGCAAGAGCGUCGUCACCUGGACGUCGAUGCUCUCGGCCUACGCGCGCAAUGGCCACUCCGCGCAAGCGCUCGAGCUCUUCCACCGCAUGGAAGGAUUCGAGCUGCAGUCACACCCGGUGACGAUCAUCAGCGCGCUUGACGCCUGCGCGGACGGAGCCGGAUCGCUGAAGGAGGGGCGGCGGAUCCACCAGCAGCUCCUCCAGAGCGGGAUCAAGCCCGACGGCGCGGUCGCCAACGCUGUGAUCAGCAUGUAUGGCAAGAGCGGCAGUGUAAGCGAGGCCUGGGAGGUGUUCGCGGCCAUGACUGAUCGAAGCGUGGUCUCGUGGACGUCCAUCUUGGCUGCGUUUGCCGAGCACCAAUCCAUCGACGAGGCGUUCGCGAUCCAGAGGAUGAUGUGCCAGGAGGGGAUGGAUCCCGACGAUGUCACCUUCAUAAGCCUGCUCUUCGCUUGCAGCCACGCCGGGAAGCUCGAGCAAGGCCGCGAGGUGUUCUUGGCGAUGGUGGCGGACUUUGACACGAGGCCGAUGGUGGAGCACUACCGGUGCAUGGUGGACUUGCUGGCCAGGACGGGGAGGUUGGCGGAGGCGGAGGAGCUGGUGCGGAGGAUGCCCGGCGGCGCUGACCUCGUGUGCUGGUCAACGCUGCUCAACGGGUGUAAGCUCCAUGACAACGAGGAGCACGCCAAGAGGGCCGCGGAUGGCCUGUCGGUUGCCACGCCCGGCAGCUCCGGGGCUUUUGUGCUGCUGGCCCAGAGCCUGUGCGCCAAGGAAUCUUCCAAGGCCCGUUGA
Molecule: messenger RNA, 2223 nt
Organism: Selaginella moellendorffii
Lineage: Eukaryota; Viridiplantae; Streptophyta; Lycopodiopsida; Selaginellales; Selaginellaceae
Product: pentatricopeptide repeat-containing protein At2g34400
Exons: 1
Coding region: 1-2223 (740 amino acids)
Biological process (GO): RNA modification
Molecular function (GO): protein binding; RNA binding
Source: RefSeq, a predicted model, not a curated record